CACUGCUGUAAUUCGGAACUUUUAAUUCACAGAAUUGUUUACUUUUAAUUAUACAUUUUCCUUUGCUGUUUCUUUUAACAAAUUUAAUUAUUUUCUUACCAAAUGCCAAACAACACGCAAAAACCAUUCAAGUUCACAUCCAGUUUGUUUAAGCCCGUACCUGAGGACGAGUUUAUUAAUAAGUGCGACUUUGUUCCUGUUGUUGAUUACAAUAAAAUCGAACUGGAUGAUUUGGACUUUUCUAAUUUCGAAUCAUAUCGGGCUUCCAAGAAGCCUCGCCAAAAUCCCGUUGAGGAUUUGUCGCAACAAAAUGAGGCUUUGCCUCAACAAGAUGCUCUUAACGAUUGUGACAACGACUUCGAUUUGAACGACAACACUUGUUACGAUGAGCCUGCGUUGACAGAGGAAGAAGUUCUUGCUAAAGAGAACGAGGCUAUCGCAAAAGAAAAAGCCGACAAAAAGUUUGCUAGCGAGAAGCGUCAAAUGAAGUCUACACAACUGGCUAAUGACUGGGAGGAGAACCUUGAAGGUGUUAAGGCUGCCUUUUUCGAGUCAAUGGGAAACGGAUUCCCUAAAGCUGAAGCAGUUGAGGUUGAGGUACCUGCGGUUGUGUGCGAAGACCAUGAAGUAAAAAUUCGAGAAAUGAAGUUAUACUUCUUUCACCGCCAUGUCAAGGUGAAAUUCCAAGAGUGCAAUUGCAAGCCUCUUUGGAAAACUUUAAUGCUCUUGCAAUUCAUGCCUGCCAGCAUUAGACAACCAAAGUGUGCUGUACACUUUGGUUUCUUGCAAGCCAUUCACGACCGUAAGGAAAUCGGUCAGGAUUCAGUCACGUCCUGGGUCAAGUGGAUGAAUUUGCAGAAUUCAAGAAGAGCUGCUAGUGACUCUGGUGAGGAGUUGCUGUCACUUGGUCAAGAUAGAACACUUGAGGAGGAGUUCGCACAGUCUUUGGAUGGGAUUAUGUUGGCACCUUCCUGCGUUGUUUGUCUAGGUUCCGAGCGAACAAUGAUAACAAUGGAUGGAAACUUUUCCCAGAAGCGCCAUAAUUGUGCUCAUAACUCACCUGAGUCUUUUUUGGUGUAUCAAGUUGACGAGCUUUGGGGUAAAGCUGAGAACGUGGAGAAGUUCUUGAAGGAUGAUCGCCCUGUCAGUGAUUGUAACGCUGAACUCCAGUAUCUCGGUGAUGGUGAUGGUAAAGAUGGUGAUGGUAAAGAUGUUGAUGAUAGCGAUGAUGGUGCUGGCGUUGGCGCCAAGUGA
Molecule: messenger RNA, 1254 nt
Organism: Mucor mucedo
Lineage: Eukaryota; Fungi; Mucoromycota; Mucoromycetes; Mucorales; Mucoraceae
Exons: 6
Coding region: 103-1254 (383 amino acids)
Source: RefSeq, a predicted model, not a curated record